Molecule: messenger RNA, 924 nt
Organism: Drosophila albomicans
Lineage: Eukaryota; Metazoa; Arthropoda; Insecta; Diptera; Drosophilidae
Exons: 3
Coding region: 86-895 (269 amino acids)
Source: RefSeq, a predicted model, not a curated record
AAAACACUGUUUCAAAUAAUGUCAAUAAAUUGCUAAGUAAAUUGUAAAAAAUUUCUGUAUUAAAUUCAAGUUAAGAGAAUACCAAAUGUCCGAUGUGCGUCCUCUGCAAUAUGAUAUCAAAUGGGACGUGUGGGAGGGAAUGCCCAUAACGGAUAUACAUUUCAAGAAUUACAGUCUGGUCAUCGAGUUUAUGUGGACGAAAUCUUUUCUACAGAAUAUCGUGUACAAAGGCGUGGGUUUGCAUGAAGAGGAGGGCAUGAAGGAGAACUUCUCCAAUUACUGUAUGCACAUCCUGCAAAAUGAGUGCUCUGUGAUGAUGCUCAGUAAGGACGAGACACAAAUCGUUGCUGUAGCUCUACUCGAAUGGAUGACAGACGAAUGGCAUUCCUGGAUUGUUUUGCCAUCAACAGUGCCUAAAGGAUUGUUUCAAGAGUUCAUUAAUCUGAAAAAGGAACUAAUGCAGCACACAAAGAUUGCCAUGGAAUUGGAUGACUUUGAUAGUCUGACAGUACACGAAGUCGCCUUUCCCGAUGAGUUAUAUACCGACAUCGACUUCCAGAUCUGUAUGUUCGAUGUCUUUGGCUCUGUGGCUCAGCACAUGCACAUGCCUCGUGUCUGUUACAUAGCCCUGACGACAAGGGAGCAGAAUGCCGCCGAUUUGGCGGAAUAUGCCGAGUACGGCAGAUCUAUAUACUCCAUCUAUAAAGUGGGCAAUAAACGGCCAUUCGAUGUACUCCGCGAUCUGGAUGAAAUGUAUGCUCUGCUCUUUUUGCUGCCUUUAGAUCCUAUAUUGUAUUAUCAAGAUAUGCCCGGCUUUGAAGGCUUCCACGAGGCGCUGAGGGCUAAGGAGCGCAAGGAGCGUGAGGAGGAGCUUAUGCGUAUGAAUGAAAUGUAAUAUUAUUGUGAAAAAUUAUAAAAAUAAAA